Molecule: messenger RNA, 681 nt
Organism: Letharia columbiana
Lineage: Eukaryota; Fungi; Ascomycota; Lecanoromycetes; Lecanorales; Parmeliaceae
Exons: 1
Coding region: 1-681 (226 amino acids)
Biological process (GO): regulation of cell cycle
Cellular component (GO): nucleus; cytoplasm; spindle microtubule
Source: RefSeq, a predicted model, not a curated record
AUGAAUUCAUACGCUGCAAGACUUGCCUCAUUCACGUCAUGGCCACACGUAUGUCCAAGUGCCUCUACCGUAGCCCGUGCUGGCUUUCAUCGAGAAUACGACCCUACUUUUCCAUCUCCGGAUCUCACUGUAUGCUCACUAUGCGGUCUUGAUCCCUGUGACUGGGACAGUGACGGUAGUCCAUUCGAUUUCCACGCUACUCGAUCACCGGAGUGUCCAUUCGUACGUGCAAUACAGCAGAAGAAGAAGCACCGGAAUCAAAAGACUCGCCAGCAAUAUAAGAGGUCUCUACAAGCCGUCCAGCCAGCUAUCCAGCCAGCCACUCAGCCAAUCACUCAGCCAGCUCACCAAUCCACUCAAUUAGCCACUCAGCCAGAGCACUCAGUUGAGCAAGAGGAGGAACUACAACAGGCAAAUGCGGAGAACACGGCGGAGAAAGCAAGCGGCAGCAAGGCCAUCAGCACCAAGAACACGGCUCAGCUCUCUACGAUCCCACGUCAAGUCAUCACUCAGCAAGCGGAGAACACCACUGCAACUUGGCCUAUCAUCCCCACUGCAUUGAUAUGGUACAUCACUGCAAUGACGAAACAAGAGAAGGAUCUACUGCGACGAUCACAGCCAAUUGGGCCACUGCAGGAGGACAUCGGACGAUGCAUAUUUGGACGAAUUAAAACCGUCUGA